CUGCAGGUGUAUCAAUAAAAGAAGUCCGUAUUGAGUUUAGAUUUGAUAUUCGUUCUUAUUAAAUAUCAUUCAAAAUGUCUAAAGCAGGGAAAAUGAAAAUGGUUAAAAAAAUAAUAGAGAAAGUAGAUCAUUCUUCAAAAUUACGUACGGAUAUACCUGCAGGAAUGGCAAAAGCUGCUCCACCGUUAGGUCCUAUGCUUGGACAGAGAAAUAUCAAUAUACCUAACUUUUGUAAAGAUUUUAAUGAAAGGACGCAGCAUAUUAAAGAAGGAGUACCUUUACCGUGUAGAGCUAAAGUUAAUCCUGAUAGAAGUUACAAUUUAGUCAUACAUAAACCUCCAGUUACAUAUUUUUUAAAACAAGCAGCAGGAGUACAAGUAGGUCAAAUGGAAAAAGGUGAUAUAGCAGGCAAAAUAACUUUAAAACAUUUAUAUGAAAUUGCUAAAAUCAAAUCAGAAGAUCCACCAUUAGCGUUAAUGAGCUUACAACAGAUUUGUAUAAUGAUCGUUGGAAUAGCAAGAACUGUUGGUAUUCAGAUUGUACGUGAAAUAGAUCCAAAAGAGUACGAAGAGUUUUUAAAAGAGAGAGAAUUAAAGGUAGAAGAACGUAGGAACCAAAGAAGAUUGAUUAAAGAAUCUAAAUUACUUAGAAUGGGAUAAAAAGUGUAUAUUCUGUAUGCAAGAGAAAAUAUAUAAACGUUUGUAUAUAAUUGCUACCUGUACAUUACAACAAUCAUUUGUACAACAAAACUAUCAGAGACAAGUAGUAUCAAAUUUAUCUGAGUAAUAAUAAGCAAUUAUAGUUAUACUAGAAAAAAUAAAUAAAAAAUUAAGUUUA
Polistes dominula (European paper wasp) is the source of this 837-nucleotide messenger RNA. It is a transcript of the gene mRpL11, whose product is annotated as mitochondrial ribosomal protein L11. Gene Ontology annotation, molecular function: structural constituent of ribosome; large ribosomal subunit rRNA binding. Lineage: Eukaryota; Metazoa; Arthropoda; Insecta; Hymenoptera; Vespidae. The record is from RefSeq and is a predicted model, not a curated record. Gene Ontology annotation, biological process: translation. Gene Ontology annotation, cellular component: mitochondrial large ribosomal subunit; ribosome.